UAAACGUGUGCGUGUGUUGUUUUGAUUGUGUAAAAUCAAUAUAAACAAGAAACAUUUUUAAUUUAUAAUGGAUAUACUCAAAGCAGAAAUUGCUAAAAAACGCAAGCUUCUUGAAGAAAAAAAUGUACUUAAUCAGAAUAAAAAGUAUUUCAAACGUGGGGAGUUAUUGGCUAAGGAGCAAGAAGAAUACUUGAAGAAAUAUGGACCCCAGAUUAAAGAAGAAGAUACUGACAAAUCGAGGGAAGAAAAGAAAGAAAAAGUAACCAGACAAGAUAGCACAGAAGUAGAGCAGACAGACACAGUAUCAUUACCUAGGGCUGAAGUCAUCAAGCGUCUGCGAGAGAGAGGUCACCCCAUAUUGUUGUUUGCUGAGAGUGAGAGCCAAUCGUUCAGAAGACUUCGGAGAAUAGAAAUCCAGGAGCCUGAAGCAAAUAGAGGAUUCCGCAAUGACUUCCAAGAAGCAAUGGACAAAGUUGACCAGGCUUACCUGAAUGAAAUCCUGGCAUUAGGCACACAGAGUGAAUCAGAUAAAAACAUGAAUGAUGAUGCCUUAGAUGACGCAGUCACAUAUGAGUUUAUACAAGAAAUGGCAAAAACUAUGGGCCAAGGUGACAGGAUUCNCAGGAUCCAUGAUAUGAAUGUGAUAAUGGCAUUAUUGCAGUUCCUUCUAACAAUGUGGGGACAGCAACUUAAUUCAGCAACAGCAGCAGAGAAAACUUCUGUAAAACACAAAAUGGCAAGAGCUACUUACACACAGACACAAGUGUAUUUAAAACCCCUGAUGAGAAAAUUGAAAAAGAAAACACUUCCCGAAGACAUCUGUGACAGCCUCAUGGAAAUUACUAAGCAUUUAUUGGAAAGGAAUUACAUUAUGGCCAGUGACGCGUAUCUUCAAAUGGCCAUUGGCAAUGCCCCCUGGCCCAUUGGUGUGACCAUGGUAGGUAUCCAUGCCCGUACCGGUCGUGAGAAGAUCUUUUCUAAAAACGUGGCGCACGUGAUGAACGAUGAAACACAAAGAAAAUACAUUCAAGCCCUGAAGAGACUCAUGACCAAAUGCCAAGAAUAUUUCCCGACCGAUCCAUCUAGAUGCGUAGAAUACACGACAACUAGAUAAUAAAUAAUAACAAUAAUGUU
Molecule: messenger RNA, 1134 nt
Organism: Ostrinia furnacalis (Asian corn borer)
Lineage: Eukaryota; Metazoa; Arthropoda; Insecta; Lepidoptera; Crambidae
Gene: Prp18
Product: pre-mRNA processing factor 18
Exons: 7
Coding region: 68-1114 (348 amino acids)
Biological process (GO): RNA splicing; generation of catalytic spliceosome for second transesterification step
Cellular component (GO): U4/U6 x U5 tri-snRNP complex; U5 snRNP; U2-type post-spliceosomal complex
Source: RefSeq, a predicted model, not a curated record